CCUUUUAGAUUGCGUGUGCGCGCUGCGGUUCCGGUUGGAUUUUUCCCCAGCUCGGUGAUCUGACGCUUUAUCAUCAUGAGCUCGGCAGGCGGCGGAGAGUUCGGAAACCCGCUGCGGAAAUUCAAGCUGGUCUUCCUGGGGGAGCAGAGCGUCGGUAAGACGUCUCUCAUCACCCGCUUUAUGUAUGACAGCUUCGACAACACAUACCAGGCUACCAUUGGAAUAGACUUUCUCUCCAAGACUAUGUAUCUGGAAGACCGCACGCAGGUGCGGCUGCAGCUCUGGGACACUGCUGGACAGGAACGGUUCCGCAGUUUGAUUCCCAGCUACAUUCGGGAUUCAACCAUUGCAGUGGUGGUGUAUGACAUCACAAACCUGAACUCUUUCCAGCAGACAUCCAAAUGGAUAGAUGAUGUGCGGACCGAGAGAGGAAGCGACGUAAUAAUAAUGCUUGUCGGGAACAAAACAGAUCUGGCAGAUAAAAGACAGAUCACAACUGAGGAGGGGGAGCAGAGAGCCAAGGAGCUGAGUGUAAUGUUUAUUGAGACCAGUGCCAAGACUGGCUACAAUGUCAAGCAGCUUUUCCGCCGUGUGGCUGCGGCAUUACCUGGCAUGGACAGCACACCUGAGAAGAGCAAAGAAGACAUGAUUGACAUCAAGUUGGAAAAACCACCCGAGCAGCCAGUGACGGAGAGCGGCUGCUCAUGCUAACAUCCUAUAAUUCCUUUUGGCCAGCACAAGAAAUACUGGCUACCAUUCUAAAGCAUCAGAAAGGAAAGCAAAGCGUCUCUAUUUAUCUCUUAGAUUCCCAGUGUGUGGAUGCAGUGUGUGCUCCAUCAUCUUAACAGGGGUUUGGGUAACUCCCAAAAAGAAAAAAAAAAAGACACUGACCCCCCCUUUCAUCUCACUCAAACUGCAUGGUGUUGUGUACGGUCAGAGAAUGAGAAUUUUAUGUAUGUAUAGUUUUUAUUUCUUGCACUGUGGGCGCUCAGCCUGCCCUAUCAAUUCUCUCAGUGUGACAAACUUGCCAGAAAAUGUGUGCUGCGUUUUCAUUUGUUCUUGUGAAUGCACCAGGAUGCAGCCAUUUUUACAGGAAUGAUUGGAACCUCUUCUCCACAAAAGGUUCCGGUUCCAUACAGGAAGACGGGAAAAUGAAUUUAAAGCGUUAGGCAUAGGAAGCCUCUGCAGUCAAGCUGUUGCAAAUGCAAAGCUCCCAGGGUGCUGGGAGUUGUCGCCCUGCCAGUGCUGGAGUGCCAAGCACUUUUAUGGCAUUUCUUUAUUUUACAUUGCAGCUGAGCAAAUAUUUCGCUGAUUAGUCCUGCAGUUAAGGGCUUGUAAAAUCAACUGUGUAUUUCUACUUAUCUUUCCUACACAGUGCCUGUAACUGAUUAUAUACUUGUAGCUGGGUCUGUAGAAACCAUAUUUGCUGUAACUGUAGGAACAAAAAGGUUCACACAACAGACAUAAAUCUCCAGCCUACAGGUAAUUUGUAGGGAAUUAUCUGAUCACAGUGAUAUCACUCGUGGCCUGCGGGUAAGGUUUCUGCAAACCCCUGUUUAUAACAGGAAAUACUCCCUACAUGACUAAGGAUGUGUUUCUGCUAAUAGUGCUAGGCUGAUAACAUUAUACCUUUGCACUAGGCUUUAUUGCUUGUGCCAGUACCUGCACCCCAACCUUUGGCUUAUCUAAUGCUCCUGUACUUUCCCUGUGCUGCAUCCUGGUCAUGCCACUUAGCUGUUUCUUUGUAUGCAAGGUCUGCCUCCCUGUUCUGGGGCAGCACCUCUGACCUGUCAGUUGUAUUGUUAUUGCAAAUAUCUGGAUUGUAAACAAAAAAAAACAACAAAAAAAAUAUUGAUAAUGGAUAACUUAUGGUGAAAAUGUUCUCUCCACUUGAAUACUCUUUGGAUGUCUUAUAAUGCGUAUCUGCCCCAUAUUACCUAUUCAUAGCUGUUAUCCAAGUAGGUGUGAAUCUUACCGAGUAUCUACUAUAUGAACACAGCUGUGUCUCACUAAAUAAAAUGUUCGCCUAUCA
This is a messenger RNA of Xenopus tropicalis (tropical clawed frog), 2032 nucleotides long. It is a transcript of the gene rab41, whose product is annotated as RAB41, member RAS oncogene family. Bases 76 to 711 code for a protein of 211 amino acids. The transcript is spliced from 8 exons. Lineage: Eukaryota; Metazoa; Chordata; Amphibia; Anura; Pipidae. The record is from RefSeq and is a predicted model, not a curated record.